UUCACUUCCUCUCUGGGAAGAAGUUACUUAUUACCUACUCGUAGUGGUGCAUUGUCUAGACGGAAUCAGCAUGACUUUCGCUGGGGGAAUAAAGUGUGUGAAAUAUCUCAUGUUUGCCUUCAACUUUGUCUUCUGGCUUGCAGGCACUGCGGUCUUUGCUAUAGGCCUGUGGCUAAGAUUAGACCCAAAGACCAAAGGCCUGUUUGAAGGAGAAGACUCUCCAUAUGUGUUUUACACAGGUGUAUAUAUCCUGAUUGGAGCUGGAGCACUGAUGAUGGUGGUGGGCUUUCUGGGAUGUUGUGGGGCCAUCCAGGAGUCCCCCUGUAUGCUGGGACUGUUCUUCUUCUUCCUUCUCAUCAUAUUUGCCAUUGAGGUUGCGGCUGGAAUCUGGGGAUUUUCCAACCAAAGCAAGGUGGUGAAUGACAUCACAACGUUCUACAUGCAGACCUACAAUAACUUCAAAACGACAGGAGAUGAGCGAUUUAAAGAAACUCUGCGGGUGAUUCAAACCGGGCUGAACUGUUGCGGGCCAACUGGUACUAUAGUAGAUGCUGCCAAAGACACCUGUCCCCGGGGAGAGCCACUUGAGGUGCUCAUUACUAAGAGCUGCCCUGACGCCAUUGAUGAGGUGUUUGACUCCAAACUACACAUCAUAGGAGGAGUGGGCAUCACCAUCGGUGUUGUUAUGGUGUUUGGGAUGAUCUUUAGCAUGCUCCUGUGCUGCGCCAUCAGGAAGUCUCGGGAGGUGGUGUGACUCCCACCAUCGGAUCCCAGAGUCUUUAUUAAUGUUGCAUGAUGUCAUUCGAGUCACAUGACUCCCCACUGCCAAUAGAAACACUGCUUGUUCAAAGGAACUAGGCUGGGUGCAGAUAUUUAAGAUUAUUACAUAAUCCAUCAGUUAUAUCUGUGCUGCUGACACUUAAGCCCACCGUGUGAUGUGGUUAUUAGGCCCAACUAUAGAAUGGGUGUCAUCUGUUCUUCAGUGGCAAUGUAGUGCAGAAAUGUGUCAUUUUGUGGUCAUUUGACUGAAAUUAGUGUUUGUGAACUGCUAAUUAUCUAAACAAAGAUCAUAUUAUUGUAUACUGAUCACACUUAUAUUGCUAUCACUUGGGGUCACCUACUGGACUGGAGAGUCAUGGAUCAGGGCCCUGAUGAAGGCACCCACUACCACUUCAGCACAAUACAGCAGCAGCCAAUGAAAUUAUUUUUCUUACAACAUCAAAGUCAAACCAUGGUGACUAGUAGCCAAUUCAAAGCCGAGCUGUGAACUGCGGUGACCGAGUACCAUCAUAGUUCCUUCAUUGUUACAUUUCAUUUGUUCCCUUUUUUACUCUUUACCCUUUUACUAAAACGCCUUUAAUUUUUGUCAUGUUUUGUAAAUGUCUUCUUUUUUCAUUUGUAAAAGAUUCAUACACUUAGGUGGUUGUAUAGUACGUGUGGUUUGAUAUGUGGUUUGUAUUUUAUAAUGUUCUUUUUAUUUUACAGAGAUUGGGUUGAUUUAUACCAUAUGCACUAUGUUUCACAGAGACAAAUAAACCAAAAUUUACUGAG
This is a messenger RNA of Anoplopoma fimbria (sablefish), 1551 nucleotides long. RefSeq names its product CD9 molecule a (gene cd9a). Gene Ontology annotation, cellular component: membrane. Lineage: Eukaryota; Metazoa; Chordata; Actinopteri; Perciformes; Anoplopomatidae. The record is from RefSeq and is a predicted model, not a curated record. The transcript is spliced from 8 exons. The coding region runs from base 71 to 754 and encodes 227 amino acids.